GGGUUUUGAGUAAGCAAUCGCCUCUCCUUUUUAAGCCAUCUUCUUGCCAAACCCUAGCUUUCUCUUUGUCAUUCGAGCUCAGAGGCGCAGGAGGAGCCUUUCUGAUCUGCAAAUAUGGGUAUCUCUCGUGAUUCGAUGCACAAGAGACGUGCCACUGGUGGCAAGAAGAAGGCGUGGAGGAAGAAGCGAAAGUAUGAGCUAGGAAGACAGCCAGCAAACACUAAAAUAUCGAGCAACAAGACUGUUCGAAGGGUCAGGGUUCGAGGUGGUAAUGUGAAAUGGCGUGCUUUGAGGUUAGAUACAGGUAACUACUCUUGGGGAAGUGAGGCUGUCACCAGGAAGACACGUAUCUUGGAUGUGGUUUACAAUGCAUCAAACAACGAGUUGGUCAGGACCCAGACUCUAGUGAAAAGCGCAAUUGUUCAAGUUGAUGCUGCACCUUUUAAACAAUGGUAUCUUCAACACUAUGGAGUAGACAUUGGUCGCAAGAAGAAACCCGCAGCUACUGCUACCAAGAAAGAGGGAGAGGAGGCAGAGGCUGCUACCGAGGAGGCAAAGAAGAGCAAUCAUGUCGUGAGGAAACUGGAGAAGCGUCAAGAGGAGCGCAAACUUGAUUCCCAUGUUGAGGAGCAAUUCUCAAGUGGUCGUCUAUUAGCAGCAAUUUCAUCUCGCCCUGGCCAGUGUGGCCGAGCUGAUGGAUACAUCUUGGAGGGGAAGGAGCUUGAGUUCUACAUGAAGAAGCUCCAGAAGAAGAAAGGAAAAGGUGCUGCUUAGAAGCAUUUUGUCGUAUCGAGUUUGAAUUUAUAGAUUUUUAUUUCCUUAAACCCUGUGAAAGGCAUGGAACCGAAAUUUUGAUGUGUUAUGUUUGUUAAAAUGUGACUUUUUAUGAAUCUUUUAAGGGUUGAUUUAAUGUAAGCUUUACCCUACUUUUCAUCAAUACUGGUGCUAUUGGUUC
Molecule: messenger RNA, 955 nt
Organism: Cynara cardunculus var. scolymus (artichoke)
Lineage: Eukaryota; Viridiplantae; Streptophyta; Magnoliopsida; Asterales; Asteraceae
Product: 40S ribosomal protein S8
Exons: 5
Coding region: 115-774 (219 amino acids)
Biological process (GO): translation; maturation of SSU-rRNA from tricistronic rRNA transcript (SSU-rRNA, 5.8S rRNA, LSU-rRNA)
Cellular component (GO): ribosome; cytosolic small ribosomal subunit
Molecular function (GO): structural constituent of ribosome
Source: RefSeq, a predicted model, not a curated record